GAACGUUGCUUCUACACAUCAAUCUUUCAAAGCAAAGCAAAGCAAACCAAGUCUACUGCGUUCAUCAUGGCUGAAACCUCGGCAGCAUCAAGAGUAUUCUCAAUACCAGAGCUUCUCCAGGAAGUCUUAUCUUAUCUUCCCCAGACUUGUCUUUUAUCCACAGUUCCACUUGUUUGCAGAAGUUGGGGGGUCGCCCUUACCUCCCCAUCUCUUGAAAGAGCUCAAUGGCUUCGACCUGCGAUACAUAAUGGGCCGUCGACAUGGUCAGAUCUUUUGGAAAAACAAUUUGGUAUCUUUUUUGAUUUCAAUCUGAUAUCGAAUCGUCAGGUACUUGACUCAACCGCAUUCGACACUUUACCUUGGAAGCAAAAUCUCGACGCUUUUCAGAGAGCCGAUGCAAGCUGGCGUAAUAUGCUCGUAUUUCAACCUCCUUGUUAUCAGUUUGCGAUAGAGAGAAUUAGGUAUGAUCGAAGUGGACUUAUGCAACAAACAGUCAUUCUGCCGUGUCCCGAUGGUCUUAGGAUGGGAAUGGUUUGGGACAUAGCACAAGAAUGGUGUUUGAGAAGAAAACAUUGGUUACAAAUGACUGGUCCUGAGGUCGAAAAAGAGUACCGAAACCCUGAAGUUGGAUAUGAUGAACCGAUGAUUCCAAAGAUGAUACUGCACUGGCACAUAACUUGUCCCCGUCGAGGUUCUCAGGCCAGUUUAGAAGAUGACUGGGUCAGUAAGGGAAGAGAGGAAUUUGAUCUAUUCAAAUUGUAAGCGAAGCGGUUUCUCAGAAAGCAGCGCUUCUGGAAACGAAAACAACUCCAAACAGUUCCAUGAGAAUAAUAAAAUGGAUAUCUGUAACGAAUUAUCUCUACACCCCGAUACAACUGUUACUCACGAUGAGGAAAGGCUCCGAACAACAAUUUGCAUUUACUCACAAGGCGGAGGCUCGAAGCCUGUACAAGGUAGUUUUUUCGAGACCCGGGCGCAUGGUCGAGCAGGUGGAUAUAAUGACUAUGUGGAGUAUAUUGAACAUUAUCAUAAUCUUUUCCUUUGUGCGCAAAAAUCGAGGACGGAUCUGGAUGAAUAUGUUUAUUUUACUGGCGCAAAUUGUCUCAAAAUAGGGUUUUCAGUCUUGUAAGAUCAAGUCUUUAUUCUGGGGCAAGCUAUAUAUACGAUGGGUUUCAGGAUGAUGGGUAUUUCGGAUGGUUGAAUUCUGAUAGGAAAUGGAUCUUCGAUGGACUUCGCAGGCUCAUUUGGCAUCUUGAUUUGAAGGUCUUCCGGGUGUUGGUUUUCAAUUAGGCGUUGAAGAACACCUUGGUCAGUAAGAUCUGUGAAGAUAGGGGUUACAUCAACCUAGGGAUUCUAAUAAUCGCACUGUAUAGCAUCAUCUAUAUAACAGAACUCGCAGUUCAAUUUGAUCUUCUUAGGUGUUAUUUCCCAUUCAAUAAUAAAUUGUUUAAAUCA
This is a messenger RNA of Botrytis cinerea B05.10, 1455 nucleotides long. RefSeq lists its product as hypothetical. The transcript is spliced from 2 exons. The record is from RefSeq and is a predicted model, not a curated record. Gene Ontology annotation, molecular function: protein binding. Lineage: Eukaryota; Fungi; Ascomycota; Leotiomycetes; Helotiales; Sclerotiniaceae. The coding region runs from base 67 to 762 and encodes 231 amino acids.